Molecule: messenger RNA, 3556 nt
Organism: Propithecus coquereli (Coquerel's sifaka)
Lineage: Eukaryota; Metazoa; Chordata; Mammalia; Primates; Indriidae
Gene: MAP7D1
Product: MAP7 domain containing 1
Exons: 17
Coding region: 444-2963 (839 amino acids)
Biological process (GO): microtubule cytoskeleton organization
Cellular component (GO): microtubule cytoskeleton
Source: RefSeq, a predicted model, not a curated record
GCCCACCCCGCUGUGGUCGCAGAAGAGAUACCGGGAGGCUCCCGGCGCCGCGCUCCAGGGCCGGGGCGGGGCGGGCGGCGCGGGCGCGCGGCGACAUGAUCCCGGGCGCUGCGUGGGCGCCCCCCCCCGCCUCGUACUUGGUACGCGCCAGCGGAGAGGCCAGGCCCAGCCCGGGCGGUACAAUAGGGUUGGGCCGCGGCUGGGACUGGGCCGGCGCCGGGUAGGGAGCAGGAUCGCGGCCGCAGCCGACAGACACUGGACAGCCGGCGACUCCGAGCCUCGCAGGUCGCCAGCCUCGACCUUCCCCGGAGCGCCCCCGCCUCCGAGUCCUUGCCCGCCGGGCCGGGCCGGGCGUGAUGCGCCGCGGGACCCCUGGCCUGGCCGCUGGCCGCCGCCGCCGUCGCCGCUGAGACCCCCCCAAGACCCCUAGUGACGCCGCAGCCAUGGAAAACGGCCCGCAUGCGGAGCUGGGUCCGGGCGCACCCCCAGCUGUGGUAGCCAGGACGCCCCCAGAGCCAAGACCUUCUCCAGAAGGUGACCCUUCCCCGCCACCUCCACCGAUGUCAGCCCUGGUCCCCGACACUCCCCCGGAUACCCCUCCUGCCAUGAAGAAUGCCACUAGCCCUAAGCAGAUCCCAUUGGAACCAGAGAGCCCCCCAGGGCAGGUUGUGCCUAGGCCAGCCCCUCCACAGGAAGAGUCCCCCUCCACAGAAGCAAAGAGCAGGGGACCCACCCCACCAGCCACAGGCCCACGGGAUGCCAGGCCUCCUCGAAGGAGCAGCCAGCCAUCCCCAACGACAGUGCCAACCUCUGACAGCCCUCCUACCAAGCAAGAUGUGAAGAAGGCAGGAGAGAGACACAAGCUGGCAAAGGAGCGGCGAGAAGAGCGGGCCAAGUACCUGGCCGCCAAGAAGGCGGUGUGGCUGGAGAAGGAAGAGAAGGCCAAGGCGCUGCGGGAGAAGCAGCUCCAGGAGCGAAGGCGGCGGCUGGAGGAGCAGCGGCUUAAAGCCGAGCAACGCCGCGCAGCCCUGGAGGAGCGGCAGCGGCAGAAGCUGGAAAAAAACAAGGAGCGCUAUGAAGCAGCCAUCCAACGGUCAGUGAAGAAGACAUGGGCUGAAAUCCGGCAGCAGCGCUGGUCCUGGGCAGGGGCCCUGCACCACAGCUCCCCGGGCCAUAAGACCAGUGGGAGCAGGUGCUCCGUGUCGGCAGUAAACCUGCCCAAACACGUGGACUCUAUAAUCAACAAGCGGCUCUCAAAGUCCUCUGCCACGCUCUGGAACUCCCCCAGUAGAAAUCGCAGCCUGCAGCUGAGCGCAUGGGAGAGCAGCAUCGUGGAUCGUCUGAUGACGCCCACCCUCUCCUUCCUGGCUCGGAGUCGCAGCGCGGUCACACUGCCCCGAAACGGCCGGGACCAGGGUAGGGGCGGCGACUCUGGGAGAGCCCACACGCGCGGCCGGGCAGGGGCGAGCCUGACGCCUGGGCCGCACCCCAACCGCACUCAUCCCUCUGCAGCUGUGCCCGUGUGCCCACGCUCGGCCUCUGCCAGCCCCCUGACGCCGCCGUGCAGCGCCCCGCGAAGUGCGCACCGCUGCGCCCCCGGCGGGGAGCGCCGCAAGCCCAGCGCUGGGGGCAGUCCCGCUCCUGUCCGCCGCCGGCCGGAGGCCUCGCCGGUGCAGAAAAAGGAGAAGAAGGACAAGGAGCGGGAAAACGAGAAGGAGAAGAGCGCCUUAGCCCGGGAGCGCAGCCUCAAGAAGCGCCAGUCGCUGCCCGCCUCCCCGCGCCCCCGCCUCUCGGCCGGCGCCGCCUCUGAGCUCAGCCCCAAAUCCAAGGCCCGGCCAUCCUCUCCCUCCACGUCCUGGCAUAGGCCUGCCUCCCCCUGCCCCAGCCCAGGGCCAGGCCAUGCUCUGCCUCCAAAACCACCAUCCCCGCGAGGCACCACGGCAGCACCCAAGGGGCGGGGCCGCAGGAAGGACGAAGCCAAGGAGAGCCCGAGCGCAGCAGGGCCUGAGGACAAGAACCACAGCAGGAGCAAGGCCAGCGAUGAGAGGGAGCCUGCAGCCCCAGCCUCACCAGCGCCCUCGCCUGUGCCCUCACCCACCCCAGCCCUGUCCCAGAAGGAGCCGCCCACAGCGGAGAGCCCUGCAGACAUUGCUCUCUUGACCUCACCCCCAGCCCCUGCUCCCCCGGUGACCCCUAGCAAACCAAUGGCCGGCACCACAGACCGAGAAGAAGCUACUCGGCUCCUGGCUGAGAAGCGGCGCCAGGCCCGGGAGCAGCGGGAGCGCGAGGAACAGGAGCGGAGGCUGCAGGCAGAAAGGGACAAGCGAAUGCGAGAGGAGCAGCUGGCGCGGGAGGCCGAGGCCCGGGCGGAGCGGGAGGCCGAGGCCCGGAGGCGGGAGGAGCAGGAGGCGCGAGAGAAGGCGCAGGCCGAGCAGGAGGAGCAGGAGCGGCUGCAGAAGCAGAAAGAGGAGGCUGAAGCUCGGUCGCGGGAAGAAGCGGAGCGGCAGCGCCUGGAGCGGGAAAAGCACUUCCAGCGGGAGAAGCAGGAGCGGCAGGAGCGCAGACAGCGUCUGGAGGAGAUAAUGAAGAGGACCCGGAAGUCGGAAGUUGCGGAAACCAAGCAGAAGCAGGAUAGAAAGGAGGCCGAUGCCAACAAUUCCAGCCCAGACCCUGCGAAAGCCGGGGAGGCUCGGCCCUCAGAGCUGCAGAAAGAGGUAGUGCAGAAAGAGGAGCCGGCUCUUCAGGAGCCGCAGUGGAGCUUGCCAAGCAAGGAGUUGCCAGGGUCCCUGGUGAACGGCCUACAGCCUCUCCCAGCACACCAGGAGAAUGGCUUCUCCCCCAAGGGACCCUCUGGGGACAAGAGUCUGGGCCGAACACCAGAGGCACUCCUGCCCUUUGCAGAAGCAGAAGCCUUCCUCAAGAAAGCUGUGGUGCAGCCCCCACAGGUCACAGAAGUCCUUUAAGAGGGGUUGCCUUGGAUCUGGGCACAGCUGUGAGAGCUCCUCUGUAUCAUCUACCAGGAUGUCUGGAGGAGAAAGAGAAAGAACAAAGAUGGAAGUGGCCUGGGCCCCUGGGGGUGGGUCCUCUCUGUUGUUUUUAAUCUGCACCUUAUAGACUGAUGUCUCUUUGGCUGGAGCCAGACCCUGCCCCUCAGUGCGUUCGUGUGCUCACAUGCGUGGACAUCCCCUCUCCCCCACACACACACAUACACUCACAGCCUCUCUGGCCUCCUCCCGUGGGGAAGGGCCGCCUGUAGCAUUUGCCUUGGUUUGGUGGGGUACAGUGGAUGUGAAUACUGUAAAUAGCUUGUGCUCAGACUCCUCUGUGUGGAGAGGGUGGGUGCAGGGGGCAGACCCUCCCCUCAAGGCUCCCUGGGGAGAUCUAACUCUCUCUAUUUAACUGUAACAGGGGGAACCCAGGUCUGGGGCUGGGGGGCACCUUGGGCCACAGGAUACUGGUUACUUCAGGGGUACCCAUCCCCUCGCCCUCGCCUAGAAUCAGUGUUAUUGCAUCUGAUCAAAUGUCUCCAGAAAUAAAGUGAAAAUAAUUCUGCCAA